AUGGGCGCAGGUUGUCCGAUGUUUACCCCCAUCACUGCCCCUUCGCCUACCCGGGUUACCAUCAACUCUCUCCUUCACGCCGAAGUCGCCGACCGAGCCUCGAGCGCUUUCUCACGGUCCUUUAGCUCUUCUUCCACUGCCAUGUCUGCGUCGCAUAGCUUCGAUGGCUCGCAGCCAUCAUCACGCCCUAAGCCCAGGUCGUACAAGUCCCAUUUCAAGCAAAGAUAUCUCGUCGAGGCGGCGUGGAGGUCUGGCGGAACCAGUGUCACCCGAAAUAUCACUCAGGAAGGCGGUGUGGUCACAAGCUUGCAUCUCUCGCCCAAGUACAUUAUCGUCGCCCUUGAUAACGCCCGGAUACACGUCUUUGACACCGACGGUAACUCGCAGCGUACUCUCCAAGGCCAUGUCAUGGGCGUCUGGGCCAUGGUACCCUGGGAGGAUACUCUAGUUAGCGGUGGCUGCGAUCGUGAUGUGAGGGUAUGGGAUCUAGUUACUGGUGCUUGUCUGUUCACGCUGCGUGGCCAUACUUCGACCGUCCGGUGUCUAAAGAUGUCGGAUGCGAAUACGGCAAUCUCGGGCUCUCGCGAUACCACGCUUCGAGUUUGGGAUAUCAGGACUGGCCUGUGCCGAAAUGUUUUGGUUGGCCAUCAGGCAAGCGUCCGAUGCCUGGAGAUCAAGGGCGAUAUCGUCGUCUCCGGGAGUUACGACACCACCGCCAAGGUUUGGAGCAUAUCCGAGGGCAGGUGCCUGCAGACCCUUCAAGGUCACUUCAGCCAAAUCUAUGCCAUCGCUUUCGACGGACGUAGGGUCGUGACAGGAAGUUUGGAUACCCAGGUUCGAAUCUGGGAUCCUAAUACAGCUGAAUGCCUUGCUAUUCUACAGGGCCACACUUCCCUUGUGGGCCAGCUUCAGAUGCGUGGCGACACCCUUGUAACCGGAGGCUCAGACGGCUCAGUCCGCGUAUGGUCACUAGAGAGGAUGACGCCUAUCCACCGACUCGCUGCCCACGAUAACAGUGUGACGAGCCUUCAGUUUGACGACACACGAGUCGUCAGUGGCGGUAGCGAUGGGCGAGUGAAGAUUUGGGAUCUCAAAACAGGCCACCUAGUCCGGGAGCUGGUUUCUCAAAGCGAUGCCGUCUGGAGAGUUGCAUUUGAGGACGAAAAGUGUGUGGCACUUGCGUUGAGGCAAAACCGCACUGUCAUGGAGGUCUGGAGUUUCUCACCGCCCGAGGAGAUGCUUUAUGACAGGCCCCUUUCGCUACUCCCACGUCCUCUUGACGAUGUCCCGAACCGCCCGAUGAGUGCACUACCUUUCGACUUCCGCAGGUCUCAGGAUGGCCUCGCAGGCUCAAGUCGAGAGUCCCAGGAUGUCGACAUGAGCGAUGCAGGGCCUUCUACAGCACCUCUUCAAGGUGGCAACAAAACCUUCUUCCACGACGACUAG
Messenger RNA from Parascedosporium putredinis, 1446 nucleotides. NCBI's taxonomy places the organism in Eukaryota, Fungi, Ascomycota, Sordariomycetes, Microascales, Microascaceae. The record is from the annotation of a GenBank genome assembly.